Molossus molossus (Pallas's mastiff bat) is the source of this 1168-nucleotide messenger RNA. It is a transcript of the gene PPIL3, whose product is annotated as peptidylprolyl isomerase like 3. Bases 399 to 884 code for a protein of 161 amino acids. Gene Ontology annotation, molecular function: peptidyl-prolyl cis-trans isomerase activity. NCBI's taxonomy places the organism in Eukaryota, Metazoa, Chordata, Mammalia, Chiroptera, Molossidae. The transcript has 7 exons. Gene Ontology annotation, biological process: protein peptidyl-prolyl isomerization; protein folding. Gene Ontology annotation, cellular component: catalytic step 2 spliceosome. The record is from RefSeq and is a predicted model, not a curated record.
CUCUGAGUCAAGGCACUUGUAGAGGCUCUCCAGAAUAGUUCCGGGUUAGGAUUUCUGUCCUAGUGUAAUUAUUAAAACAGUUGCUUUUCACUGUCAAAAGUGUUCCAGUUGGGGAUAAAUUACGUUGUCUGUCUAGUUCUAGUCGUUUUGGUUUGAGACAGGGACGGGGUCUGGAGGAGGCGAGCCUGCGAGGGGCGCUCUCUGCAAUGGGUCUCGUGCUCGGCCUCCGCUGGCCUGAAGAAACUAAUUUCGAAUCUACAGACAUUUAGGAGGCAUCUGCAAUUGCAUCUUUUCUGUUGUGACAACAGCUGUGCUGACUGAAGUGGUUAAAGAUUCGUUUUCGAACUUCUCUCGAUAAGACUGUGAGAAAUUAGUAACAGUAACCAUCAAGAAGAAAAAUGUCGGUGACAUUGCAUACAGAUGUAGGUGAUAUUAAAAUUGAAAUCUUCUGUGAGAGGACACCCAAAACAUGUGAAAAUUUCCUGGCUCUUUGUGCCAGUAAUUACUACAAUGGCUGUAUAUUUCAUAGAAAUAUCAAGGGUUUCAUGGUUCAAACAGGAGACCCCUCAGGUACUGGAAGAGGAGGUAACAGUAUCUGGGGCAGGAAAUUUGAGGAUGAAUACAGUGAAUAUCUGAAGCACAAUGUUAGAGGCGUUGUAUCUAUGGCUAACAAUGGCCCAAACACCAAUGGAUCUCAGUUUUUCAUCACCUAUGGCAAGCAGCCACAUUUGGACAUGAAAUACACAGUAUUUGGAAAGGUAAUAGAUGGUCUGGAGACUCUAGAUGAAUUGGAGAAGUUACCAGUAAAUGAGAAGACAUACCGACCUCUUAAUGAUGUACACAUUAAGGAUAUAACUAUCCAUGCCAAUCCAUUUGCUCAGUAGCUAUAAUAGACAUGGACAAAUACUUGGCAAACUGUUUGAGGAACACACCUAUUGUGGUUUACCCAGUUUUAAUUAUGUCAGAGAUUGCAUCAUCCUGCUUGUUUACAACUAAGAUCUUCCGAAUUGUUAGUACCAAGGGGAACCAAAUAGCUUUUACUCCCAUUCUUAGAGCAUAUUCUUUACUAUUGCUAUUACCCAGUGUAUUUUUUUUUUAAAAUGUUUAAUUUUUGUUAUAUAAAAACAUUCAUUUUUAAAUGCUGAGCCUCAAAUCAGUCAUUUUUGAG